UCAAUUUUGCAUUUGCAAGAACACUGCCUAAGGAAAACAGAUGAAAAAAUCAACACCAAGCUACGGCUAGUCAAAACACAGAACGAAAUAAACAAAAAGCCUCUUCUCUCCGGAGAAAACGACCGAAUCCUGCGUGCUCGUGUCGAUUCAAGCUAUAUUCUUUGAAAGAUGGCACAGGGCAGUCGAAAUGAGGAGCAAACGUUCAACGAAUUUUACACCGAGGUGAAAGAAAUAGAAAAGCGCGAUUCAGUCCUUACAUCCAAACAGCAAAUCGAUCGGUUACUGCGCCCGGGUGCAACCUAUUUCAACCUGAACCCGUUCGAGGUGCUACAGCUCGACUGUGACACACCGCUGGAGCAGAUAAAGAAAAAAUAUCGCAGCCUAUCGAUACUGGUACAUCCGGACAAGAACCCGGACAACCUAGAUCGCGCACAACAAGCUUUCGAAAUCAUCAGCAAAGCGUACAAGACGCUCGAGAACGAAGCAACGCGCAAAAAAUGUCUCGAAGUCUAUGAAGAGGCGAAGGACCGCACCGAUAUGAUGAUUGCAGAAAAGAAGAAAAAGCUGAAGAAGGAAGGCAAGUACGACGGUGUGCCGGAAGAUGAUCCAGCCAAGUACAAACACGCCAUCUACGUAAUGGUGAUGAAGCUGUUCGCCGAUAUCGAAAGACGCCGGCAACAACUAGAGGUGCGCGAUAUGGAAGAACGUAAGCGCAAAAGGGAGGCAGAGAUCGAGGAAGAGGAACAGCGCGAUUUGCAGAAGGAAUGGCAGAAGAAUUUUGAAGAAUCCCGCCAGAGUCGUGUCAACAGUUGGCACACGUUCCAGGCCGGUUCAUCCACCUCGUCCUCGUCGUCGUCCUCCACCGCAGCGACGGCUACGACGGUCAAGAGCAAAAAAUCGAAAAAAGCCAAGUACACCUCGUUCAACCCACCGAAAAUCAAACCAGAAACCCGAUAGACUUAGGAGCGGAGUUAUCAAAGCCGCAGCUAAUCGUCCGCGGCGUGCAUAGCUGAUGCAGAAAUAUGGAAUUUAAUUUUAAUACUGCCUUCUUCGCAGAAUCACCUCUGCCACAUUCACUGCAUGUCUAUUUGUCGCGGUGGAAGAUGGUUCCUGAACAACAAUUCCUUCAAACGUUCUUCUGGGUGGUAGUGUACAUCUUUCUACAGAAUAGUGAGCAACGGUUGUUUUAUGUUUCAUUUUGAAGAUAGAUAAAAAGGAUUUGUAAGGACGUUUUGUAACCCCAUCCCACUAAAUAGGUUAUGCAAACUUUGUGAACCGAAUGAGAAGCGAACAAGAGUUUGUUUGCAAAAAAAAAACAAUUAAGCUUUUGUGACAGAAUAAAACGUAAAUGUAUCUUGACCAUCAA
This is a messenger RNA of Anopheles funestus (African malaria mosquito), 1366 nucleotides long. Its product is annotated as dnaJ homolog subfamily C member 8. Lineage: Eukaryota; Metazoa; Arthropoda; Insecta; Diptera; Culicidae. Gene Ontology annotation, cellular component: nucleus. The transcript is spliced from 3 exons. The coding region runs from base 169 to 957 and encodes 262 amino acids. The record is from RefSeq and is a predicted model, not a curated record.